GUCGACAUGGGCGGCCAAGAUGAGAGCACCCAGCCCGAGGGCAGUGCUGCUCCCAGCACCGAGCAGCAAGACGAGCCCACCGGUCUUGAGAACAUCGAGGACACCCAGCCCGAGGUUCCUGCCCGCGUCACUUUCCUAGACUACCUCAAGUCUCCCAUCGUCGAGCUCUCCGUCGGCACCGCUGAGGACAUUACCAUCCUCCACGCACACCAGCUUCUACUCGAGAAGAGCCCUUACCUCGAGGAGAAGAUCUCUGCUCUGGCAGAGGGUGAGAACCGCCGCAUUGACCUUCCCGACGAGGACCUGCUCGCAACCGCCGCCUUCCUCGAGUUCCUCUACAAGGCCGACUACUUCCCCACUCUCAGCGGCUCAUCCCUCGAAUCUGACCCCGAGAUCCCCGUCCCGGACUCCGAAGGCAUGGCCCUCCUCCGUCACGCCCGCGUCUACACCCUCGCCCAACGCUUCGGCGUCCCCGCCCUCUCACAACUCGCCCACAAGAAGAUCCACCUCACAAACAGCAACGCAAAGGGCGAGAUCCAAUACGCACGCUACGUCUACGGCCACACCCAAACAUCAGACGAGAGCAUCCGCAAGCCCGUCGCUGCAUUCUGGGCAACGAGAUCGCAUGUCCUGCGUCACGAGGCAGAGAAGGAGUUCCGCAGCAUGUGUCUCGAGUUCCCUCAAUUCGGUUUCGACGUGCUCAGCUUGGUGCUGGAUAACCAGGAAAAGAGGACACAGAGAUCCGAGACCACGAUUGGUGGUGGUCGCAAGAGGCCGCGUGUCAGUGCUGUUUAGAAUGCAGCCGCUUCCGACCAUACUGCCUCUUCCCCUGAAAAGCGCCUGAGGCUUGAAUAUAAGCACUGAUCUACGACCGUGCACGCCUGCUUAUACGCUCGUUAGACUGAUCCGAGAUUUUUCACUCCCCAAUUGCUUCGUUGGCUCGAUUUGGAUGGCUAAAGUUGCUGGAUUCCAUGAGGCAGCUGAACGGACAAGGUCAUCUUUUCUUGCUGAUCAAAAGCGCAUUUUCUUGUAGCUUAUCAACCCUUCUCGCACACCCUUUCUUCCCCCACUUUAUCACAUACCAUAUGCACAAAGGACGGCGACACAUAUCCGGAUAUGGAUCGCCUGAUGUAUAAGCUCAAACUACAAUUCCAAAAUCUGUUCACAAAGUUCCCUCAUGCUC
Molecule: messenger RNA, 1183 nt
Organism: Aureobasidium pullulans EXF-150
Lineage: Eukaryota; Fungi; Ascomycota; Dothideomycetes; Dothideales; Saccotheciaceae
Exons: 3
Coding region: 7-795 (262 amino acids)
Source: RefSeq, a predicted model, not a curated record